CCUCAGAACCGAUGCUUCUCGUACCCUUCUAAUUCCCAAUCUUCCUCUCUUCUCCUUACCCUUCUUCUCCUAAUUCCGAUUUUCUCCAUUUCCCCGCCAAUUUUCCUCAACCUCUUUUCAAAUUCCUCUUCCUUCACCCUCUAUCCACUAAACUCCCCAUCUUCUUUUUACGAUCCACAUCUUGAUGUUCUGAACCCUCGCUUCAGUGGCUUUUUGAGCUCCCCUUUUAUUUUUCAUUUCAUUUUUUUUCAGAUCCUAAGACUAUGGUUGGACACCCUUUUGGGAAAAGGUGAAAGCUUUCAGUUUCAUCAUAGACCUGGCAUGAUUUAGUGUACGUAACCAUCAAAUUGUACAUUCAUUAUGUAUUGGAGAUAGAAUACUUGAAGAAAGGAAAGAAAAGUAAAAGCCUUGGAGAAAUAGCUGUCUUGUUUCGUAUGCUCUUUGUAAAGUGGUUACUUGUGUGAUCUUCAGUUAUUUUAUUUGUAGCUUUAUGGUGAUGCUUACAAUUCAGGGCUUUUAAUAUUCAUGUGCAGGACAGAGCACUAAUAUGGUUUAUCUGAAUUGUCUUUGGUUAUCCGCUGGAUGUUGCAGCAGUGUCUCAACCAUAAAGCAGUUAUUUGUAUAGUAAGCUGAGCAGUGGUUCUUCUUCUUGUGGUCAUAUAUAGUGAUUUAUAUCUUCAAUGGCUAACCACGAUUUGAUACUUGGUCAAAGUCACAAUUUAGCACUUAGCCAUGACCAGCAAUUGGUGCUAGGUCAUAAUCAUAAUUUGGGCCUCAACCAGAACCAUGCGUUGGAACUGGGACCAGCCCAUGAGCAUCAUUUGGGUCUGGGACAAACCCAUGAUCAUGAAGUGGGCUUGGGAGAUGCCCAUGACCAUGAAUUGGGGUUAGGACAGAACCAUGAUCAUGAAGGUGAUGAUGGCCACAUUUAUGAGCAUGAGCAUGAGUUAGCCAUGGAUCGAAAAUCGGAGCAUGAUGACCAUGAGUUGCCCCUUCCUGGACAAAAUCACGAAUUGGUCCUAUUAGAGAACAAUGAUUUGACUGUUUCAGAUGACCAAGAACUUGAUGAGAACAUGGAUCUAGCUGUGGUUCAGAACCCAGAAAUGGGUAUUGAUUCUGCCGAUGUUUUGGGUGUUGAACAUUCACAGCUUGUUGUUCCUUCCACACCCCCUGUAAUUCAGGCUCGUACACUUGCCAUAAGUCCUAGUUAUGAAUUGUCAGUGGGGCAAGAAUUCCCUGAUGUCAAGAGUUGCCGAAGGGCAUUGAGGGAUACAGCAAUUGCUCUGCACUUUGAGAUGCAGACUAUAAAAUCUGACAAGACUCGCUUUACUGCUAAAUGUGCGAGUGAAGGAUGUCCCUGGCGCAUUCAUGCAGCAAAACUUCCAGGGGUUCCAACUUUUACUAUUAGGACAAUCCACGAGAGUCAUACAUGUGGAGGAAUUUCUCAUCUUGGCCAUCAGCAAGCUUCAGUUCAGUGGGUUGCUAACUCUGUGGAGCAAAGGCUGAAGGAGAACCCUAAUUGCAAGCCAAAGGAGAUAUUGGAAGAGAUUCAUAGGGUUCAUGGUAUCACCUUAUCGUACAAGCAAGCAUGGAGAGGCAAGGAGCGUAUCAUGGCUGCAAUGCGUGGAUCUUUUGAAGAAGGGUAUCGCUUGCUUCCACAAUACUGUGAACAGGUGAAACACACAAACCCAGGCAGUAUUGCAUCUGUUUAUGGAAAUCCAACUGAUAAUUGCUUUCAACGUCUAUUCAUUUCCUUUCAAGCAUCUAUAUAUGGCUUUUUAAAUGCUUGUCGGCCGCUCUUGGGGCUUGAUAGAACAUAUUUAAAGAGCAAGUAUCUCGGUACAUUACUUCUUGCUACUGGAUUUGAUGGUGACGGGGCUCUCUUUCCUCUGGCAUUUGGUGUUGUUGAUGAGGAGAAUGAUGAUAAUUGGAUGUGGUUUCUGUCAGAACUUCAUAACCUGCUUGAGAUUAACACUGAAAACAUGCCAAGACUUACUAUUUUGUCCGAUAGACAGAAGGGAAUUGUGGAUGGAGUGGAAGCAAAUUUUCCCACUGCUUUCCAUGGAUUUUGUAUGCGUCACUUGAGUGACAGCUUCCGUAAGGAAUUUAAUAACACUAUGCUUGUUAAUCUUCUAUGGGAAGCAGCCAAUGUUCUUACUGUAAUUGAAUUUGAAGCAAAAAUUUUGGAGAUCGAAGAGAUAUCACAAGAUGCUGCAUAUUGGAUUCGAAGAAUACCACCUCGUCUGUGGGCAACUGCUUAUUUUGAGGGGCAAAGGUUUGGUCAUUUGACGGCUAACAUGGUUGAAUCCUUAAAUAGUUGGAUAUUGGAGGCAUCUGGGUUUCCGAUAAUUCAAAUGAUGGAAUACAUUAGGAGGCAACUAAUGACUUGGUUUAAUGAGCGGCGAGAGACCAGCAUGCAGUGGACAUCAAUACUUGUACCUUCUGCUGAGAGACGUGUUGCGGAGGCUCUUGAACGUGCACGCACAUAUCAGGUUCUUCGUGCCAAUGAAGCUGAAUUUGAAGUUAUAUCUCAUGAAGGAACAAAUAUAGUUGAUAUUAGGAACCGUUGUUGUCUAUGUCGUGGGUGGCAGCUCUAUGGUUUGCCUUGUGCACAUGCUGUGGCAGCACUUCUCUCAUGCAGGCAGAAUGUACAUAGAUUCACAGAAAGCUGUUUUACAGUUGCAACUUAUAGGAAGACAUACUCACAAACCAUACAUCCAAUUCCUGAUAGGUCUCUAUGGAAGGAGUGGGGUGAGGGUGGUGAUGCUAAUGCUAGCCAAGCUGUUGAAGUUAUUAUUAACCCUCCUAAGUCACUCAGGCCACCUGGAAGACCAAGAAAGAAGCGAGUUCGUGCAGAAGACCGUGGACGUGUUAAGAGGGUAGUGCAUUGUAGUCGUUGCAAUCAAACAGGACACUUUAGAACCACUUGUGCUGCUCCAAUCUAAUAAAAUUGGACCACCUUUAGUUAGUUAUGGUAUGUUCCCUCUCUGUGAAAGGGUUCUUGUUUAUUAUUUAUUUAGGUUUGAUAGCUUACACUGGCUACUAAAUGAUGUAUUUUAUUUACUUUACAUUAAUUUGUACCAGAUACUCUAUGUGUAUAUACUCCAAUAAUUGGCAGUGUUCAAUA
Gastrolobium bilobum is the source of this 3127-nucleotide messenger RNA. RefSeq lists its product as uncharacterized. NCBI's taxonomy places the organism in Eukaryota, Viridiplantae, Streptophyta, Magnoliopsida, Fabales, Fabaceae. The transcript is spliced from 2 exons. Bases 681 to 2945 code for a protein of 754 amino acids. Gene Ontology annotation, molecular function: zinc ion binding. The record is from RefSeq and is a predicted model, not a curated record.